CGGUUUCCCCCGGAGGAGAAGGAGGAGGAGGAGGAGGGAAGAGGAGGAGGAGGAGGAGGACGGGAGCCGCGAGGUCUCGUCGAGCGGUGCGCCCCAAGGGCCGCUCCGCCGGGCGGGGCCCUUCUGCGCGGGUGGUGGCCCCCGCCGAGGAACCGCGAGGCCACGCCUCAGGGGAGCCGCGAUGCCUCGUCGGGAGGGGUCACUGCACCGACCUCGCAGACGUGCUGCAGCGCAUUCUUGCAUCGCCGGAGGCUUCGCAUCGCAUUUCGCUGUGGUUUCACAACCCCUUUUUGCCAAUGCAACUCUGACGUGCACGGCUUCUCUCUCUCUCUCUUUCUCUGCCAAUGCUCGUCAGCGGCCAAGAGGGGAGGUGUCCAAGAGGGGGGGGCGCAACGGCCCCCGCCCCCCGCAACGCCAUCCGGCUGAUCCCCCAUUAGACUGAAGCCCGCACCGCCUGCCGUGGGCCGGGGCUGGGCCUCGCCAGGGGCUGCGCCACGGGCAGCGCUGGAUAUGGCAGGCCGCGGCAGGAAGGAGGCUGCGCCCGCCCAGCGAUGCGUCGGGCGCCCCCUUGGGCACGGGAGACUGCCUUUAAAUAACAAUAGUCUACGCCUCACCGCAAGCCGCGCCCUGGCUCGGCAAGGGCGUGGCGCCAAUCACACAGUCGUGAUAUGGUCGGGCCACGGCGGAACACAGGGGGCUCAGCGAGCAGCCGCGCUACAACGCACAGAAGCUACACGUUGCAGCGCGAACCCGUGCAUGUACAGGGGCCUGCACGGGAGCAAUAACAAAGACCUCUCGGUGCCCCAUCCGUGUGCUCUGCUACGGCCAAGCGCAUGCGCCAGGGAGCCCAACAAGAAGGUCAGCACAACACGGUCACCGCAUAACGCUUAUAGCACUUCGCAUCCCAUACCAUCGAUCGGUACAAUUCAUCUUGCGCACGGAAAUCGAAAUUGUUACCCCGGAGGUCCAAGAACACCGUGUUUUUGGGGCUGCAGUGCAUCCCUGCGUACUUGAUCGCGUCGGCCAGCACAAACGCGUCAUCGCUGCCCCAACCCAGAUUCGUCAAAUUGACCUUGUCGCCCUGUUCUACGCCCAGACUGUUGUAGGUGUCGCCCCAACUGUUGUAGGCCUGGAUAAACCCUUUGCGAUACUGCUCGAUCACGAACUCCUCGUCGACAGCCCCAGCCGUGAAGGCGACGGUGCCUUCCUGCACGCCCGCGCGCACCUGCUUGGCGAACGCAUCCGGCGACAACGGCGGCCUGCGCGACGCGCUCAGAACACGCAAAGCCUCCGAGUCCCUGAACCUGCCCCAGACCCAUCCGUCUGGGACCUUGCCCAGGUCCAGGAGGCAUUCUCUAUGCUUCGUCAACAUGCUGAUCGAGCGCUCGAACUUGCACCAACCACGGUUCUGGUAAGGCCGCCUGUUCUCGUACUUGCCGUCUCCAUUGGGCACCGGCGUGGUCACGAGCAGCACGGUGGUGUGCGGGUGGGCGUACCACCGGUCGAUGGCCUUCAGGCCCGCCUUGAACCGCUGCGUCUCCGAGUCGUCCCUGUGCGGCUUCUGCGGCAAGGACAAGAAAUCCCAGAGGACGCCCACGGUCGCGUAUGAGCUGAGCCCACGGUCGUGUUGGAGACAUCCCAGUUCAAGCUGAGCUAGCUCCUUCGUGUGGCUUAGCAUUGCGCGCAGCACGGGGGCGACCCGCUGCAAGGUUUCCCCGAGGCGGUCCGGGUGAGUCCGAUCAAACCACGGGUAGCUCAGGACGAGGAUGGGGAGAAAUGCAGAGGUACGGAUAACAUCGUUGUCGAUGCGAGUACAAGUUGCGCCGCAGCGCAGCUGCCAGGCGUUCGCCGGACCGAUCUUCGCAGCCUCGGGGAGCUCCUGCCACCGCGGCACGACGCCGCCCGCAUCGGCCAGGGCCACGAGGAAGUGCGCGUCCACGAGCGUGGUGUGCUCGAGCAGCGGCACCAACUCCUCCCCGCCGAGGAAAUUCCAGUGCUGUGCUGGUGGUGGCCUCUCUUCUGGGCUCAGGGCGUCGGCCGCUCUCCUCAGCUCCUCUUGCGCCAGGGCCGCGCUGGAGAUGGCGCUCGCGGGGCUGGCAUCGCCUGCCGACGACGACGUCGAGAUGCAGCACCCCAUGGCCUGCGCCUCGAUCGAGUGCCAAGGCUGGGUCAAACCAGGCGGCCAGAGGCGGGCGCCGCUCGAGCCAGACUCCUGGAGCCAAGGCU
Prorocentrum cordatum is the source of this 2226-nucleotide messenger RNA. The record is from the annotation of a GenBank genome assembly. NCBI's taxonomy places the organism in Eukaryota, Dinophyceae, Prorocentrales, Prorocentraceae.